AUGUCCGCAGCCGCCCCGAGGGUCGGCUUCCUGGGUCUCGGCAUCAUGGGCGCGCAGAUGGCGUCCCGGCUGGUGGGCACCGGGCAAAACGUGAUGGUCUACAACCGCAGCGUAGCCAAGGCUGAGCCCCUGCGCCAGCUCGGCGCCGCCGUGGCGUCUACCCCGGCCGAGGUCACGUCCACCUGUGACCUCGUCUUCGCGAUGCUCGCGGAUCCCAAGGCUGCCAAGGCGGUCGCCAUGGACGGCCCGGACAGCGCGGUCGCCGGCAUCGCGGCCAGACCCGCCUCCGCCAAGCCGGUGACCUACGUGGACUGCUCCACCGUGGACGCCGCCACGGGCGAGCAGGUGGGCAACGCCAUCACCGCAGCGGCUCCCCGCACGGGUUUCCUCGCCGCCCCGGUAUCCGGCGGGUGGAGAGACGCGAGAGACGGAACCCUCCUGUUCCUCUGCGGCGGCCAUCAGACCGCUUACGAAGCCGCCGUCCCGGGGCUCGACGCGAUGGGGAGCAGGCGCUGGCUCCUCGGUUCGACCCCCGGGGACGCGGCGAGGGCCAAGCUGAUGCUCCAGGUGAUGAUGGGGAACAUCGUGGGGUCAUUAGCCGAGAUGAUGGCGCUGUCCAAGGCGGCGGGGCUCGACGAGGCGGCGAUCCUCGAGGUUCUCGGCGAGUCCGCGAUGGCGAACCCGCUGUGCAAGGCGAAGGGCGAACUCAUGCGCAAGAACGACUACAAGCCCAACUUCCAGGUGUACCUCCAGCAGAAGGACCUGAGGCUGGCGCUGCAGCUGGCGGACGACCUGGGCGUCCCCGCCCCGAUCAGCGCCGCGUCGAACGGCCAGUACAUCCGAGCGAGGCAGAUGGGGUUCGCGGAUAAGGAUUUCGCCGCGGUUCGCGCCGCUUACGAGGCGGAGGUGAUGAGCGAGCCCGAGACUGAGGACGCCUGA
Messenger RNA from Micromonas commoda, 939 nucleotides. RefSeq lists its product with no specific name. NCBI's taxonomy places the organism in Eukaryota, Viridiplantae, Chlorophyta, Mamiellophyceae, Mamiellales, Mamiellaceae. The record is from RefSeq and is a predicted model, not a curated record. Gene Ontology annotation, molecular function: oxidoreductase activity, acting on the CH-OH group of donors, NAD or NADP as acceptor; NADP binding; NAD binding. The coding region runs from base 1 to 939 and encodes 312 amino acids. The transcript has a single exon.